AUGGAGACUCCGGAAAGUGACCAGUUCAACCCUACUCAGGAAAUGCAGUGUCCAUCAGUGGUGGUGUGUAUUUAUUCCACAUACAAGGGGAUUGCAUACUGUAGGGCAGGCUAUGUUAGAAGGCUCCUUCUAUGCUUUCCCUCAUUCUUAUACUGUAGGAAACCACUUGGAGUGGUUUAUGCCAUUGUCCAUGUUAAAUCAGUGGUCACCCUAAAUAAAAAUGGAAUAAAGUUCUGUAAGAGAUAACAGACCGACAGAAUUCAUUUCUGGAAAUGAAGAGAUAUUUCCAUAGUCAUAUCUAUCACUUGAAUUUGGUUGAAAUUAAAAGUUCAAUUUCUUUAGUUAAUUAUGUUACACUUAGUGGGUCCAUAUCAUGUUGUAAACCACAAGGUUCCAUGGUUGAGAUGUGUAUAGGCUGUGGCUGUGGGGUCCACCCUGGUCACACCCAUAACCACGUCCUUGUUUAGAAACGGACUUGAGAAUUAUAUUUCAUUUGUGAUUCAUAGUCUGAUCCUACAGCCUACAUGUGAGUACAUUUUGGGGAAUUUUGGUUUGAUUCUCCAUGGCAACUGAUUCAUUUGUGAAUGCACAUGAAUCCUUACAUGAUAUCUGUGCCCCUCCUUGUUGUUGUUUUUUUAAUUAGCGACGUCGGGUAAAGUGCUGCUGACUGACCAUUAAAAUGUUGUCUGUGCACUGGAUGUAGGGCAGGCGAAGUGUGCUGGUGAAAAGUGUCGCGGAGGAGUUCUUCUGUCUCACUGAUGAGACGGACCUAGGGAGGGUGAGCGUGUCAACACCGGAAGUCAGCAUGAGGAGCAGCAGCACUGCUGGACACGGCAAAGGAAGUGAAUCUGUGCUGCUCAGGUAAAUACUUCCUGUUGAUUGGCACGAUAGUUAAGUAUAGGUAGCUGCGUCCCGGACUGGUCUCGGAGUAGUGGGCGUGUCGAAAGAAAUGGGCAAAAUACAUUUUGAUUGAACAGGGUUGUUGCCAGUGCCACUCAGAGUAGCCUCUUUUGUCCAGUCGCUUUCAGGAAGUGCAUGGAGGACGCUAAAGCAUUUUUAAUCACAUACACAACUCAAACUUUUAUGAAAGCAAACAUGACAAAUUGUUACCGUUAUACUAAGUGUCAUGAACAGUAUUGUUCAGUCUCAUAAUAAUUUUCACAUACACACCUCAAACUUUUAUUAAAGCAAUCGUGACGAAACAUGAAGAUCUGCCACCAGGGUAACCUAAUUUUAAUCUCCUGAAAUUAUAACGUGCUAGUAUCAGACGGGCAUCAGCCUAGGCAAUUUUCCCGGGCCGUUCGCUUCGUAAAUUGGUCGUCAUAGGCAUGUCAGCAAACUUGCAGGCAGGCACGCAACUCAUAGGUCUGCCAUUGAGCAAGCUUGCUAUCGGUGUUUAUAAAUAGGACAUCGACAAAUGUAAUAAUUACAUUGCGCACAGAAGCCUAUACAACUGCAAUGAAAUUUGAUAAAUGUAAAAUGUUUACAACAUGAAAGCAUGUUAAGAUACGUGCAUUUACAUGCAAUGCUAAGUGAUUUCACGACACCACAAUUCUGAGUUUCCCAAACGUCCUCAAAUUCAUUUCGAUGCCUCUUCCUACACAGUCAUGUUUCCACAAAUCUCUUCACUCGCUGGCAAGAACUGACAGAAAGUCAGACCAAUACAUGUGCGCUUUCGAUACGCCUACUUUCUUUCGACACACCUAUUUCUUUUGACACACCCAGUCUCCGGCCGCCAUAUUUGCUGCAGCUAUCCCUUCUCAUGCUAGUACUUACAGUGAUUGGCCAACAUAGGACAUGUACUUAUGCUUUCAAGACAACUGGGAACUCGGAGAAAACGAUGUCAAAUCAUGACGUCAGUGAUCUUCAGGUCGGAAAGUCAGAGCUCGAGAAAGCUACCCGAGUUCCCGACUUGGAAAACCUAGUUGGAUUGUUCAAAACGAUUUCUCCCAGUCGGAGCUAGUAUUUUCCGGAGUUCCCACUUGUCUUGAACGCUCAGAAGUCGGAGAAUUCCGAGUUCCCAGUUGUUUUGAACGCAGCAUAACUAAUCAAGAUACUUCUUUCAGGACUGUGACCUUGGAUUAUAAUGAUGGUGAUGACUAUGAUGACGCAGAGGGAAUCCCUGAACAUACACCAAAACCAGAAGUCACAGAAGGUAAAAAUUAUUUCACUCUGUACACUACAACUAGCAUAACAGAUAAUAGGCAGUGGAAAUAAUGUAUCAGUUAUUGACACUGCUCCCAAUUACAGUCUGUUUGCUUGUGUGUUUAGAAUGGAUGUCAGUCAUGGGGGCAAAACUCCCAGAGUUACCAGUUCAUAAAAAGGAGGAGACCUCAAGAAUGGUAAGCAAGAACAAGAACCUCCCAUGAUGCAGACACAGAGAUAUAGAAUACAUUUAAUGGAACAAAAAAAAAAAAAAAAAAAAAAAAAAAUAUAUAUAUAUAUAUAUAUAUAUAUAUAUAUAUAUAUAUAUAUAAAUAGAAUUGAUUUGAAUUUCAGAAAUGUAAGUCACCAAAAGAAUAUAUCCAGCUCCAAAGUGAUAAAGGUACAGUGUACAACGUAGACAUAAUUAUGUUUUUCUGUUACAUCAACAAUUACCUAUUAUCUCUCAUGCCAACUAAGUAAGAACUACCUAAGUAGACUGUUUUGUUUUCAGUCAAAGAAAGAAAUAGCUUAUGUCCUCAGAAUGUUAGUCUGCACUACUUGGCCUAUAACUUUUACAAUUUGAACUGCUCUCAUACAGUAUACUGUAAAUGUUGGCAUUUGAAAAAGCAUGACAUUUUAUUUUAUUAGGGAUGAGUGUACCAGAAACACAGACAAGGAUGAAAGAUCAGGCCAAGAUACCGGUGAGUCACAACGUACCAGAGGAGGCUGGUGGGGGGAGCUAUAGGAGGACUGGCUUAUUGGAAUGGCUGGAAUGGAGUGGAUGGAAUGGAGUCAAACAUGUAGUUUCCAUGUGUUUCCAGAUGUGUUUGAUACCGUUCCGUAUAUUCCAUUGCAGCCAUUACAAUGCGCCGUCCUCCUAUAGCUCCUCCCACCAGCCUCCUCUGCAAUGCACUGUCUGACUCAAGGACAAGUGCCCAUAAUUCCCACCCAUACAUCAUUAUACACUCUUUUCCCUUGUAUUUACUCUGACAUUUCAGCAUGAACGUUGUAUGUUAUAAUACGUUUAAAAAAAACUUGCUUGUUACCUAAGGUCAUGCCAUACUCUCUGUUUCAUGUUUUUGCUUGAUGUAGAUAGGCUCUAGCCAAGUACUGUAGUUGAGAUUUCUCAAACCUACUGAAAGCCCUUGCUGUUAGGGCCACUGCGGUUCACAAUGUUCACGCUAUCUGCUUUCAGUUACCACUAAAGCCUUUCAGUGAGGGAUAUGAGGCAGCAUUCCUCAGGGACAGAAGUGAGAUCAUUCAGUCAUUAUUAUUGGUCAUUUAAACAAUACUAUUAAAAAUGGAGGUAUGUGUUAUCAUAAAUCACAUUGAUGACAUAGCUUAGUUUAAAGAGAUCUGAGUCUCAAACAGUAAUGAUAAAGGAUGAAGAUAGAUCAUCCCCAGGUUGGUGUCGUUUAAUCAGUAUAAUUACAAAUAACAUCCUUUAUCAUAGAUCAUCCUUUUUAUGAAAUAUCUGCCUCACAUUCAGUCAUCCCAAGAUGUCUGUGCUUUGGUACUAUCAUGAUGAUGGAGUGUCUUAAUGGAGGUUUCCUCUGUGAAGCCACCUGGUUUGUGUCAUCAUGGUCCUCUGUCACGUCCUUUGUUUUGCAGUGCGAAGGCUCUGUAGAAGGUCAGGACCUCCCUUAUCGCUGUCCUCCCCUACGGAAAGCCUGGGGGACAUACUGUACAGGAAAACCAAGUAUGUGUUUGACUACACAGUCACAGACAUGAAAGACAAAAAGCCUGGUGAGUCAGCCUGAUAGUGGGAUUUGGAAAUAUAAGUUAUUGAACGCUACAACAAAGAGAUGGAUAGGAUAGCAUCUCUUGGAAAGGCCUGGGGCCCUAUUCAGUCAUAAUCGGUCACAGGCGUUCAGGAUUAAUACCAGAAAAUAUAUUUGUCUUGUGUUUCAAAAGCAUGUUUAAAGUAUAGUAGUAUGAUCUUUUUUAUUUCACAUGCUUUGUACUAUAGAUGAAAUUAAUCCAAUUAUGCCAUGUUUCAGAUGUUUCAAGGUGCGGUUCCAAUCUAAGCCAAUGUGUUAGACCAGCCCUUCCAUUACAUAAGGGCUUCACUAUAUCCACAUCUAGGUACAGCCAGGUGAGUAAAAUAUUGUAAUUGAGAUGAUGUUCACACGCACACACACACACAAACACACACAAUGGUACAGUGGUAACCUGUAUUUACCUUAUUUUUCAGAGAAGGGAACAAUCACUUUAUCAGAUGACAGAGAUCAGGAAAGAUCAUGGUAAGAUCCUAUACUAAUUCCCUAUGUUGUUAAUGUACAAAGAAACACAUGCACAACUGGACAUACCCAAUUGUAAACUGUAACUUUUGUGUUCUUGUUCCCACUUUAGUCGGUAGGCCUUUACUGAUGCUGAAAGGCAAUGCAGGUCUAACCAGCAGUGAUAGCAGCAACAACACGGAUUCAUCUGCUUAUUCAUCCAGACUCACAAAGGUAUCAGAACCCUUUAUUGAUAUUAUGUUGGUAUUGAUAUAGUAAGAACGUCAGUAACAUUUUACAGUCCUGAAUAAACUAAGCAACAUUUACAUAGCCAUUGCCUUCUUUGUUUUAUGACCUAUUUAAUAAUGAGCCAGUAGUGGUACAUUUACUAGCUUCAAUUAAACACAGGAGGUUAGUGUUGCUCUACAUUUGACUCAACCAUCCAACAUGCCAAGCUUAUUCACAUGUGGAACACAUAGGAUAGGCUCUACCAUAACAAAAUAUAUUGAUAUCUUUAAUCUAGGGAAAACCAUCAACAUCUUCUCAGCCAGGACCUGACAUCAAGAUCCCACCAGUAGUAACCAGGAAGCAUUCUGACAUCAUCAGAGAGGUAAUCACUUUAUUAUCUGUUGUGCCCCCGCAAAAUAAGCUUUUGUCCAUGUUUAAAGAGCAGAUAAUGCUGAUUUAGUCAUUUGUUUAUGUUGACCCAUACUCCAUGACCAAUAUACUGUGUAACUUAUAGGAGAGAAAGAGGCACUACUACAAAGACCUGUAUCAGCAGGUGGAGGAGAAGAGACAACAGAAAGAGAGGGAGAGGAGGAGGAUUACCACCGCCGAACAAACUGUGAGUCAUCGCAUGCAUAAUUAUUCUAUGUUACCCAUACCUUUUAUAUAGAGAUAGGACAGGAACUUGUCACCUUUUUUAGUCACAUGAUCCUCAUUAUACCCUACUUCAAAGUAGUCCAACGGAUCCUAAAGCAUUUUGUUCUUGAGUGUUUGGAAUAAUUAUACACAACAAUGGUCACUGAUAGUGAUUGACUCAAUUGUAAGGACUGACAUUGACAGAUUGCACUUCAAUCUCCUUGUCAUUGGCAGCACAAUGAGACAAUGCAGCUCUGCACCUGGGGGAUGCCAGGGAGCGGAGCCCCAAACUACCACCUGGACUCUGUGAGAAGGAACAAGUUCAGUUCUACAGGAAUGAUACCCCAGGAUCAGGUAACAUAUCAACCUGACAUUUAUGUUUAGUAGGGGAGACCGGUGAACAAAGUAACAGUUUUAGGCUUUUGCUUAGUAUGAAAAUAAUAUGGGUUAGGAUCAGGUUAGGAUUAGAAUUUUAGGUAAGGGUUUAAUUGUAAUAUUACAACUCUAUUCCGAGUCUAUUAUAAGUAUUAUUAUAUUUAUAUUUUAAUUAAUUAAUUAAUUAAUAUUAUAAGUAUUGUCUUAAUAAUUAUUAUACCAAUCAAAAGACCUCUUCUUAUUGAUACAAAUUAUAUAUGAUUAGAUACAUGGGGAAUGUUCCGCAGGUCAAUAAUAAAAAAAACUGAGGCAGCAAGAAUAUUUAGAAUUCGGCCUGAAAUUAUUUUUUGGGUCAAUCAAAUAAUUAUUUAUGGAUUUAAGCAAAAUUUCAUAGGCAGGUACUGUAGAUACACUAACCAAACAUUUGCACAUUGUGGCGUGUGAUUUGGACAGAGUCAGGCGCAGGAGGGUAAAUCACUUUUGAAAAGCGGUCCACAACGACCAGGAUAGUGGUGUUACCCUGAGAGAGGGAAGAUCAGUUAGAAAGUCAAUACACAGGUGGGACCAUGGCCGUUGUGGAACUGGUAAGGACUGUAACUUACCCGCUGGGAGGUGCCUAGGUGCCUUACUCUAGGUGCACACCGAGCAGGAGGAGACAUACACCCUCACGUCCUUAGCCAAGGUAGGCCACCAGUACUUUCCGGUCAGGCAGCGCACUGUACGACCGAUACCUGGGUGACCAGAGGAGGGAGACGUGUGGGCCCAAUAUAUCAGACGGUCAUGGACAAGAGACGGCACGUACUGCAGCCCAGCUGGACACUGAGGUGGAGAUGGCUCCGUGUGUACCGCCCGCUCUAUGUCCACGUCCAUCGCCCAUACUACCGGCGCCACAAUGCAGGAGGCCGGGAGUAUGGGGGUGUUGUCUAUGGGCCUCUCCUCUGUGUCGUACAGUCGUGGCAGCGCGUCUGCCUUCAUGUUCUUCGUACCCGGGAUGUAUGACAGAGUAAACUCAAACCGGGUAAGAAUAGGGCCCACCUGGCCUGGCGAGGGUUCAGCCUCCUCGCUGCCCGGAUGUACUCCAGGUUACGGUGGUCCGUCCAGACGAGGAAAGGGUGUUUCGCCCCCUCGAACCAGUGCCUCCACACUGUCAGGGCUCUGACUACAGCCAACAGCUCCCGAUCACCAACGUCGUAGUUCUGCUCCGCUGGUCUGAGCUUCUUGGAGAAGAAGGCACAGUUGCGGAGCUUGGGUGGUGUGCCCGAGCGUUGAGACAGGACAGUGACUAUCCCUACCUCGAAGGCAUCCACCUCCACUACGAACGGUAGUGAUGGAUCGGGAUGGGCCAGUACCGGGGCUGAGGUGAACAGAACCCUCAGGUUACUGAAGGCCCUGUCAGUCUCAGCAGACCAGCGGAGCCGGGACGGCCCACCCUUCAACAGAGAUGUGAUGGGAGCUGCGACCUUGCCAAAGCCCCGGAUAAACCUCCAAUAGUAGUUGGCAAAGCCAAUAAAGCGCUGCACCUCCUUUACCGUGGUUGGAGUCGGCCAAUUACGCAUGGCUGAAAUGUGAUAUCCCUCCAUCUCCACACCUGAGGUGCUAAUGCGGUAUCCAAGGAAGGAGACGGACUGCUGGAAAAACAGACACUUCUCUGCCUUGGCAUAAAGGUCAUUUUCCAACAGUCGGCCCAGCACUUUGCGAACCAGGGACACAUGCUCAGCGCGCGUAGUGGAAUACACCAGAAUGUAAUCGAUGUAGACUACUACACCGUGACCAAGCAUGUCCCGAAACAUCUCGUUCAAAAAGGACUGGAAAACGGAUGGAGCAUUCAUCAAACCGCACGGCAUCACCGGGUAUUCGUAAUGCCCCGUGGUUGUACUGAAUGCUGUCUUCCAUUCGUCCCCCUCUCGGACACGCACCAGGUUAUACGCACUCCGGAGAUCUAAUUUUGUGAAAAAGCGCGCCCCAUGCAUUGACUCGAUCACAGCUGGGAUGAGGGGCAGAGGAUAACUAUAACGUAUUGUCCCCUUGUUCAAUGCUCGGUAAUCAAUGCACGGGCACAGACCUCCGUCUUUCUUCUUCACAAAAAAUAAACUCCAGGAGGCGGGCGAAGUGGAGGGACGUAUGAACCCCUGGCGCAGGGACUUGGAGACAUAUGUCUCCAUCGCCUCCAUUUCAGCCUGCGACAGGGGAUAUACAUGACUCCUGGGAGGCACAGCAUCUACUCGUAGGUUUAUCGCGCAAUCCCCCCUGCCCAGAUGAGGUGGUAAUUUGGUCGCCUGCGUUUUGGAAAACGCGUGCGCCAAAUCGAGGUAUUCGGGGGGGAUGCGCACGGUGGAGGAAGUGUCUGGACUUUCCACUGUGGUUGUACCAACGGAAACAGCUAGGCACCUACCCUGACACUCUCGCGGCCACCCCGUGAGAACCCUCUGCGGCCAUGAAAAGGUGGGGUUGUGUAGUGCUAACCAGGGGAGACCCAACACAACAGGGAAAUAGGGGGACAAAAUAAUAAAAAAUGUGACGUGCUCUCUAUGAGUCCUUUGGGUAACCAUCGUGACUGGUGCUGUAACUUCCCUAACGAACCCUGACCCUAAUGGUCGACUGUCAAGUGCUUUGAUGGGCAGUUGAGUGGAUAGGGGAACCAAUGGAAUACCUAGACUUAGAGCUAACGACCUGUCCAUAAAGAUCCCAGCUGCGCCUGAAUCGACCAGCGCCUUACACUGGGAAACUAUGGGAUAGUCAGGGAAGGUGACGUGUAUGGUACAGUGUGUAGCAGAGAGCUCUGACCGAUUGUGGGUUUGCGCUACCUGGGGUGAUGCGAGAGUGCCCUGCCUGCCGCCUCCAGACCCGGAAGAACCCUGACGACAGCGUGCAGUAUAAUGUCCUCUUCUGCCACAAGAGUGACACUGAAGCUGUCCUCCUCCGUUCUCCCGGAUCACUGCCCCACCCAGCUCCAUCGGAACGGACUCCGAGUUGGUAGGGGUGGGUGAAACGGACAGGCCACUCCCAGGACGUCCUCUAGCAGCCAGCAUGUUGUCCAACCGGAUGGCCAUGUCCACCAGCUGGUCGAAGGUUAACAUGGCAUCCCGGCAGGCUAGCUCCCUUCGGACAUCCUCUCGCAGGCUGCACCGGAAUCUGUCGAUCAGGGCCCGCUCGUUCCACCCGGUCCCAGCCGCUAGGGUCCGAAACGCCAGGGCGAAGUCCUGCGCGGUCCUCGUCCGCUGCCUCAGUUGGACCAGACGCUUGCCCGCCUCUCUUCCUUCGGGCAGGUGGUCGAAGACUGCCUGGAAGAGGCGAGCGAACUCCCCGUAGUUGUCCAACGUGGUUCCUCCUUCUCUCCAGACCGCGUUGGCCCACUCCAGGGCUUUCCCCGAGAGGCAGGAGACGAGGGCGGACACCUUCUCCCGCUCAAAUGGAGCCGGGCUGAUGUUCACGAUGUAGAGGUCCAGCUGCAGGAGGAAUCCCGUAAAACUCCCUCGGUCGGGAUAGAUGAAUCCCCCUGGGUGCUGGAGUGUGGGUGGCCGGAUCCGGUCGCUCAGCUGGUCCCGACGGGUUGGAUCCUCUCCUCUCCAGGCAUUGGACGACCUGGAGAACCCAAUCCAUCACUUCUCCCAAGCUGGCUAGCAUCCUGGAAUGCUCGUGGACCCGUGCCACGACUCCAGGCAUGGGCUCUUCUCCUGCUGACUCCAUGGCAGGUGUGUGAUUCUGUGGCGUGUGAUUUGGACGGAGUCAGGCGCAGGAGGGUAAAUCACAGAAUAAAGGUUUAUUCCGUAUAUAUAAGGAGCUCCACCGAGCACAUAUAACCUCCACAAUAAACAAUCACACACAAAGACAAGGGGGCAGAGGGAACACUUAUACAGGUACUGAUGAGGGGAAUUGAAACCAGGUGUGUGUAAUAAUCAAGACAAAACAAAUGGAAUGAUGAGAUGAGGAGCGGCAGUGGCUAGAAGGCCGGUGACCUCGAACACGGAAGCCUGCCAGAACAAGGAGAGGAGGCAGCUUCGGAGGACGUUGUGGCACACAUUGAAUAACAGCUGUCUAAGUUAUUUAUAAUUUGAGUUAUUUAGUUACUUUGUGCCCUGUGUUACUUUGUUCUCCGGUCUCCCCUACUACCAUUCACUACAUAGAAGCAGGUAACCUUUAUUAACAGGUUUCAGGGCCCAUAUUCACAAGAUGUCCGAGUUGGAGCGCUGAUCGAGAAUACGUUUUGCCUUUUACAUCAUAAUUAAUAACAUGAUAUGGACAAGGGGGAUCUCAUCCUAGAUCAGCACUCUUACUCCAAGACCAUUUGUGUAUCCUAGAUUAUAUCCACUAUACAGUGCAUUGGGAAAGUAUUCAGACCCCUUGACUUUUUCUACAUUUUCUUACGUUACAGCCUUACUCUAAAAUGGAUUAAAUCGUUUUUCCCCCUCAUCAAUCUACACACAAUACCCAUAAUGACAAAGCAAAAACAGGUUUUAGUAUAUAUUUGCAAAUGUAUACAAAAAAAAAUAAUGAAAUAUCACAUUUACAUAAGUAUUCAGACCCUUUACUCAGUACUAUGUGGAAGCACCUUUGGCAGCGAUUACCGCCUUGAGUCUUCUUGGGUAUGACGCUACAAGCUUGGCACAUAAUGUUGCUGCUACUGUCUCUUAUGACCGAAAAGAGCUUCUGGACAUCAGAACAGCGAUUACUCACCUUGAACUGGACAAAUAAUAUUUAUUCAAUGAGUCAGACGAGAGGGAUUUGCUCCAGACAUCCGACAGGGCCCUCAUCCCCAUCAUUCGCAGUAGAAAGAAAAUAAGAUAUUGCGGAAGGAGAUCGGGGUGCCUAGUAAAGAGCCGGCGACAAGUGGCUAAUCUGCCUUUGCCAUCGAUACUAUUGGCCAACGUACAAUCGCUUGAUAAUAAAGUGGACGAACUAGAAGCACGUAUAUCCUACCAACGGGACAUUAGAAACUGUAAUAUCUUAGGUUUCACCGAGUCGUGGCUGAACGACGACAUGAAUAACAUACAGCUGGCGUGUUAUACACUGUAUCUGCAGGAUAGAACAGCAGCCUCUGGUAAGACAAGGGGUGGCGGUCUAUGUAUAUUUGGAAACAACAGCUGGUGCACGAUAUCUAAGGAGGUCUCUAGGUUUUGCUCGCCUGAGGUGAAGUAUCUCAUGAUAAGCUGUAGACCACACUAUCUACCAAGAGAGUUUUCAUCUAUAUUCUUCGUAGCUGUCUAUUUACCACCACAAACCGAUGCUGGCACUAAGACUGCUCUCAAUGAACUGUAUACAGCCAUAAGCAAACAGGAAAACGCUCAUCCAGAGGCGGCGCUCCUAGUGGCCGGGGACUUUAAUGCAGGGAAACUUAAAUCCGUUUUACCUCAUUUCUACCAGCAUGUUAAAUGUGCAACCAGAGGGGAAAAAACUAGACCACCUUUACUCCACACACAGAGACGGGUACAAAGCUCUCCCUCGCCCUCCAUUUGGCAAAUCUGACCAUAAUUCUAUCAAGCAAAAACUAAAGCAGGACGCACCAGUGACUCGGUCAAUAAAAAAGUGGUCAGAUGAAGCAGAUGCUAAGCUACAGGACUGUUUUGCUAGCACAGACUGGAAUAUGUUCUGGGAUUUUUCCGAUGGCAUUGAAGAGUACACCACAUCAGUCACUGGCUUCAUCAAUAAGUGCAUCGAUGACGUCGUCCCCACAGUGACUGUACGUACAUACCCCAACCAGAAGCCAUGGAUUACAGGCAACAUCCGCACUGAGCUAAAGGGUAGAGCUGCCGCUUUCAAGGAGUGGGACUCUAACACGGAAGUUUAUAAGAAAUCCCGCUAUGCCCUCCGACGAACCAUCAAACAGGCAAAACAUCAAUACAGGACUAAGAUCGAAUCGUACUACACCGGCUCCGACGCAAACUAUUACAGACUACAAAGGGAAGCACAGCCGCGAGCUUCCCAGUGACACAAGCCUAGCAGACGAGCUAAAUUACUUAAAUGCUCGCUUCGAGGAAAGUAAUACUAAAACAUUCAUGAGAGCAUCAGCUGUUCCGGACGACUGUGUGAUCACGCUCUCCGUAGCCAUGUGAGUAAGACCUUUACACAGGUCAACAUUCACAAGGCCGCAGGGCCAGAUUGAUUACCAGGACGUGUACUCCGAGCAUGCGCUGACCAACUGGCAAGUGUCUUCACUGACAUUUUCAACCUCUCCCUGUCUGUCUGUAAUACCAACAUGUUUCAAGCAGACCACCAUAGUCCCUGUGCCCAAGAACACUAAGGUAACCUUCCAAAAUGACUACCGACACGUAGCACUCACGUCUGUAGCCAUGAAGUGCUUUGAAAGGCUGGUCAUGGCUCACAUCAACACCAUUAUCCCAGAAACUCUAGACCCACUCCAGUAUGCAUACCGCCCCAACAGAUCCACAGAUGAUGCAAUCUCUAUUGCGCUCCACACUGCCCUUUCACACCUGGACAAAAGGAACACCUGUGAGAAUGCUAUUCAUUGACUACAGCUCAGCGUUCAACACAAUAGUGCCCUCAAAGCUCAUCACUAAGCUAAGGACCCUGGGACUAAACACCUCCCUCUGCAACUGGAUCCUGGACUUCCUGACGGGCCGCCCCCAGGUGGUAAGGGUAGGUAACAACACAUCUGCCACGCUGAUCCUCAACACGGGGUCCCCUCAGGGGUGCGUGCUCUUUCCCCUCCUGUACUUCCUGUUCACUCAUGACUUCAUGGCCAGGCACGACUCCAACACCAUCAUUAAGUUUGCCGAUGACACAAAAGUGGUAGGCCUGAUCACCGACAUCGACGAGACAGCCUAUAGGGAGGAGGUCAGAGAACUGGCCGUGUGGUGCCAGGACAACAACCUCUCCCUCAACGUGAUCAAGACAAAGGAGAUGAUUGUGGACAACAGGAAAAAGAAGAGGACCGAGCACGCCCCCAUUCUCAUCGACUGGGCUUUAGUGGAGCACGUUGAGAGCUUCAGGUUCCUUGGUGUCCACAUCACCAACAAACUAACAUGGUCCAAGCACACCAAGACAGUCGUGAAGAGGGCACGAAAAAAGCUAUUCCCCCUAAGGAGACUGAAAAGAUUUGGCAUGGGUCCUCAGAUCCUCAAAAGGUUCUACAGCUGCAUCAUCGAAAGCAUCCUGACUUGGUGCAUCACUGCCUGGUAUGGCAACUGCUCGGCCUCCGACCGCAAGGCACUACAGAGGGUAGUGUGUACGGCCCAGUACAUCACUGGGGCCAAGCUUCCUGCCAUCCAGGACCUCUAUACCAGGCGGUGUCAGAGGAAGGCCCUAAAAAUUGUCAAAGACUCCAGCCACCCUAGUCAUAGACUGUUCUCUCUGCUACCGCACGGCAAGCGGUACCGGAGCGCCAUGUCUAGGUCCAAGAGGCUUCUAAACAGCUUCUACCCCCAAGCCAUAAGACUCCUGAACAUCUAAUCAAAUGGCUACCCAGACUAUUUGCAUUGCCCCCCCCCCCCCCUUUAUGCUGCUGCUACUCUCUGUUUAUUAUCUAUGCAUAGUCACUUUAAUAACGCUAUCUACAUGUAUCUAUUACCUCAAUUACCUCGACUCACCGGUGCCCCCGCACAUUGACUCGGUACCGGUACCCCCUGUAUAUAGCGUCGCUAUUGUUAUUUUACUGAUGCUCUUUAAUUAUUUGUUACUUUUAUUACUUAUUAUUUUUUGUAUUCUUUCUUAAAAUGGCGUUGUUGGUUAAGGGCUUGUAAGUAAGCAUUUCACUGUUGUAUUCAGCGCAUGUGACAAAUACAAUUUGAUUUGUAUUUGGGGAGUUUUUCCCAUUCUUCUCUGCAGAUCCUCUCAAACUCUGUCAGGUUGGAUGGGGAGCGUCGCUUCACAGCUAUUUCCAGGUCUCUCCAGAGAUGUUCGAUCAGGUUCAAGUCCGGGCUCUGGCUGGGCCACUCAAGGACAUUAAGAGACUUGUCCCGAAGCCACUCCUGCGUUGUCUUGGCUGUGUGCUUAGGGUCGUUAUCCUGUUGGAAGGUGAACCUUCGCCCCAGUCUGAGGUCCUGUGCGCUCUGGAGCAGGUUUUCAUCUAGGUCUCUCUGUACUUUGCUCCGUUCAUCUUUCCCUUGAUCCUGAGUAGUCUCCCAGCCCCUGCCGCUGAAAAACAUCCCCACAGCAUGAUGCUGUCACCACCAUGCUUCACCGUAGGGAUGGUGCCAGGUUUCCUCCAGACGUGACACUUGGCUUUCAGGCCAAAGAGUUCAAUCUUGGUUUCAUCAGACCAGAAAAUCUUGUUUCUCAUGGUCUCAGAGUCCUUUAGGUGCCUUUUGGCAAACUCCAAGCGGGCUGUAAUGUGCCUUUUACUGAGGAGUGGCUUCUGUCUGGCCGCUCUACCAUAAAGGCCUGAUUGGUGGAGUGCUGCAGAAAUGGUUGUCCUUCUGGAAGGUUCUCCCAUCUCCACAGAGGAACUCUGGAGCUCUGUCAGAGUGACCAUUGGGUUCUUGGUCACCUCCCUGACCAAGGCCCUUCUCCCCUGAUGGCUCAGUUUGGCCGGGUGGCCAGCUCUAGGAAGAGUCUUGGUGGUUUCAAACUUCUUCCAUUUAAGAAUGAUGGAGGCCACUGUGUUCUUGGGGACCUUCAGAAUUUUUUUUGUACCCUUCCCCAGAUCUGUGCCUCCACACAAUCCUGUCUCAGAGCUCUACGGACAAUUCCUUCAACCUCAUGGCUUAGUUUUAGUUAUGACAUGCACUGUCAACUGUGGGACCUCAUAUAGACAGGUGUGUGCCUUUCCAAAUCAUGUCCAAUCAAUGAAUUUACCACAGGUGGACUCCAAUCAAGUUGUAGAAAUAUCUCAAGGAUGAUCAAUGGAAACUGGAUGCACCUGAGCUCAAUUUCGAGUCUCAUACCAAAGGGUCUGAAAACGUAUGUAAAUCAUGUAUUUCUGUUUUAUUUAUUUUUAUAAAUGUGCAAACAUUUAUAAAAAGCUGUUUUCGCUUCGUCAUUAUGGGGUAUUGUGUGUAGAUUGCAGUAAAAAAAAAAUCCAUUUUAGAAUAAGACUGUAACAUAACAAAAUGUGGAAAAGGUCAAGGGGUCUGUAUACUUUCCGAAGGCACUAUAUGUCACUGAAUAUUGACUAUUCACAAUCACUAUUAUGGGGUAUUGUGUGUAGACUGAUGAGGAAAAAAAUUAACUUAAAAAGGUCAAGGGGUCUGAAUACUUUCCCGAAUGCACUGUAUAACUGUGCCUUGAAAAUAAUCCCUCAAUUUAUGCAGCAUCCGCCUGUCGGCCUUCCGCAUCUGCGGUGGAAGGUUGCCGAACUACAGCGGAGUUUGUCAGACCAUGAGACAUCCAGAAUAUUGGUCUUCUCACAAAAACCUCUUUAGGGUCCGAAUGGUUUGGCCUACGGUUUGACCUUUCCACUCUAUGGACAGGGGAGACUCUCACGAACAUGAUGGUGACUCGUCAGAAGUCGGUAACGCUGAUGUGCCAACUUUUUUCUGUAGUGUCCGAACCAUUUGAGCUACAAACUAAUAUGACCCCACUAGUAUCAAAACCUUAUUCCUCAUUAUUUAUUUUUUGACUGUAUUUUUUGCCAUUUAUGAAUGUGUUACUCAAUGCAUUUCUAUGGGCUAUAGUAGUAAAGGCCAAAUUCAAUAUUUUAUCGAAUCAUUGUAUUUAUCAUUUGAUACCUAAAGGGGUCCUAAAAUUCUAAAUCAAAUAGCUAAAUGAUCCGUGGUAUGACCAUCUCAAAACAAUUCCACAAUCCCUCCCCCUUAGACUUUUAGAGGGUUAAAGAUGCCAUUGAAAUGUGACACUUUGAUUAUAUUUGAUUAUAGGUCAUUUGAAAAAGAAAAGGAGAGCUGCACACUCAGUUGCAAAUAAUAACAGACAAGCUGUCUUCAUCAGGGUAUAAUGACAAACACUGCGGGUCACAAGUUUAUAUAGUUUCAAAGGACACACAGGUAUCUGUAAUUAUGGCUGAGUGUAGCUUGAUUUCAUUGGUUAAUUUACAGAUAUAAAUAGAACAUAUAAAAAGCAUGAAUGGAUAACAUACGAUCAUAGAUACAAUUUGGCUACAUAGGCCUACAAACAGCAAAAUCACAAGAAUGGCUUCAGAUCAAAGUCUACGUUGAGACCGAAGGGAGCAAGGGUCUUUAAAUUAAAGAUCCAGGCAGCCUCUUGUUUUAACAAUAAAUUGUCAAGGUCACCCCCUCUCCUAGGGAGGGUGACAUGUUCGAUGCCGAUAUAACGAAGGGACGAAAUAGAGUGGUUUGCUUCCAAAAUGUGGGCCGCAUCUGGGUAUGUCGAGUUUUUGCACCUAAUGGUGCUACGAUGCUCCGAGAUUCUUACGUUUUAAUUCACGCUUCGUUUUACCUAUAUCAUUUUUACCACAAUGACAAGUUAUAAGAUAAAUAACUGCCUUAGUGGAGCACGUGAUAACACCUUUGAUUGGGAUCUGUUUCCCUGUCAGGGGGGUUUGAAGGAUCUACAUUUGUAAGUGCCAUUGCAUUGAGCACAGCCAUUACACUUGUAGUUUCCAUCCGGUAGAGGCGCAAAUAGACGUUGUGCAGGGGUAUUUUGGGGUGGUAAAUCAGAGUUUACCAAUUGAUCUCUGAGAUUUCUGCCCCGCGAGAAUACAACCAAGGGAGGGUCCGAAAACACAUUACCAAUACUGUCAUCAGAUCUUAGAAUGUGCCAAUGUUUGUGAACGAUUCCCUUAAUUUGUUCAGAGCACUUUGAGUAGCGUGUUGUCUGAGGUUAUAACAUAGUCUGGAUGCUGGUUCAUAGUGCCCAUUAAACCCUGUUUUGGUUGAUAGGUUGACCUCUGAAUGUUGUCUUUGUUCUGUCCUCAGCUCCGCUGUAAAGGCUUCAGCGGGAUCCCUUUUCAUCUGCAUGUCAAAUGA
Molecule: messenger RNA, 16438 nt
Organism: Coregonus sp. 'balchen'
Lineage: Eukaryota; Metazoa; Chordata; Actinopteri; Salmoniformes; Salmonidae
Source: the annotation of a GenBank genome assembly